Messenger RNA from Megalobrama amblycephala (Wuchang bream), 1972 nucleotides. RefSeq names its product HESX homeobox 1 (gene hesx1). The transcript has 4 exons. NCBI's taxonomy places the organism in Eukaryota, Metazoa, Chordata, Actinopteri, Cypriniformes, Xenocyprididae. The record is from RefSeq and is a predicted model, not a curated record. Gene Ontology annotation, molecular function: DNA-binding transcription repressor activity, RNA polymerase II-specific; RNA polymerase II cis-regulatory region sequence-specific DNA binding. Gene Ontology annotation, cellular component: nucleus. Gene Ontology annotation, biological process: pituitary gland development; regulation of transcription by RNA polymerase II; forebrain development. Bases 1261 to 1782 code for a protein of 173 amino acids.
UUUUUUUUAUUUCAGCAGGGGUACUGAAGAUAUUUCAUUUUUAAAAAUCUGUUAAGGUUAAGUUAAGGUGUCAAGAGUUCACAUACUUCUAAAGUGUCUGAGAAUAAAUGUGAAUACUUUGCAAUAAGGUUUCAACAGUUAACAUGAACCAAGAAUAAACUAUUCUUCAGCAUCUAAUCUAAUGUUAAUCUCACUUACUAAUACAUUUUUAAGAUGAAAUGCAUUUGUUAACAUUAGUUAAUGCACUCUGAAACAACAUGAACAUGAACAAAGGUUAAAAAAUGCUGUAAAAAUAUAUUGCUCAUUGUUAGUUUAUGUUAAUUCCAUUAACAAAUGAGACAUUAUUGUAAAAUGUUACUGAAUAAAUAUCAUCUAACCCUAAGGAUUUGAAAACAACCUCAAUACGAGUUCCAUAAAACUCUCCAAAGUUGUGCAAGCAACUGGAUUAUCUCUAUAAAAUAAAGCGUUAAUUGCUUGUAUUGUUGUUUAGGUGAUCUUAUUUUCAUUUCUAAUUGGACUUCAUUUAGUUUGCAUUUAAACAAGUCUAAUUGGUCAUUUCUUUGCAAAACAAUGGAUCCGCAGGGGCCGCGCUCGUGUCCCCGGUGCUCUCCAAGAGGCCAAGACAAAUAAACAAGCAAGUCAUUUAUUAAAAGCAGCCAAGCAACCAAAAGAGAUCAAUUCAGCAUUGAAUGAGACAAUUAUUACAUGCUGCUUCCAGCAAAUUGCCAGGCAGCCAUUGUGCUUUUGUGAUCCGGAGCAUCUUUCUCCAUGCAUGUCAAGAGAGAAUGGGAAUAUUCAGCAGGAUUAGUUUAAACAGCAUUAGGCUUUAUUAUUAUUUUAAACCCGUGUGGUAGAAAAUAAGGUAAAUAAGAUUAGGCACUAGUUGACUGCUUUCUCAUAAUGCUGGAGAUGCAGCAGAAGGAAACGAGGAGAAGAUAAAUCCUGGGAACGGGGCCUAAUUUUCUACCUGGUGAGUAAAAAGAAUGGCACAUCAGCCGUGUUUUGUCCCGUUCAAUAGCAGCUUUAAGGGAUUCAGUGUCUCUAGAAGAUAACAGGUUGCUGCUUCAGGUUGGAACGCCUCAUUUGGACCCUGAAUUACCUGCAGUCCAGGGGCCCCACGGUGAGGGCCGGCGAUUCACAUGUAAAACACUCCAUCUCGGGGUUUAAUUGGAGGCUAUACAUGAGAGAGGAGCUAUAAAGACCAACCUCAAGCUUUCAGAUCACACCAGUGAAGGUCCAGUCGGAGAAGAAGAGCAUCAGAUGGCGUCUCUCACAGUCAGCGCGCAUCAGAACAGCCCGAUGAACAGACAGUCCGCGUUCACCAUCGACAGCAUCCUGGGACUGAACAGACCGGAUCAGAGAACAGCGCUGUCAGCACCUUACAGACCCUGGACAGACGUGAAACCAGCAUGCCAGAAUCGUCGCUUGGUCACAGACGGUGAAGCUUCAGUGGAUGUGAGAGUGAAUGAAGAGGGUAAAUCUUACAGUAAAUCACCAGCAGACUCGUACAGGAGAACACUGAACUGGUACAUCGGGCGCAGGCCGCGGACGGCGUUCUCUAGCGUUCAGAUCAAGAUAUUGGAGAGUGUGUUUCAAGUGAACUCAUACCCGGGCAUCGAUAUACGUGAAGAACUUGCUAAGAAACUUCAUCUAGAUGAGGACAGAAUUCAGAUUUGGUUCCAGAACAGAAGAGCAAAGCUGAAGCGCUCACACAGAGAGUCUCAGUUUCUCAUGGUGAAAAACGUCCUUAAUGAUUUACAAACCAGCAGAGACGAACGCUGACUGUCACAUUUGUUCAUAUUAUUUCUGUCGCUCUGCCUCUGUUGCGAUAUUGUAAUUUAUUAUAUGUCUUUACCACUUAUGUAAUUAAUAAUUAUCUCUCACUGUGAUUUAAAUGCUAAAGAUUCUUAUUGUGUGUUUACUGAAAAUAUAAAAGAAUAAAGUCGUUAUAAAUACAAUUUUGGUCCAACAU